Messenger RNA from Pogonomyrmex barbatus (red harvester ant), 3271 nucleotides. RefSeq names its product xaa-Pro aminopeptidase ApepP. Gene Ontology annotation, molecular function: metalloaminopeptidase activity. NCBI's taxonomy places the organism in Eukaryota, Metazoa, Arthropoda, Insecta, Hymenoptera, Formicidae. The record is from RefSeq and is a predicted model, not a curated record.
CGACAUAAAGUGUCACUAUCGGUUAUACUGUGCAAGAGGUUCAGGUAAAACGAACAGACUUCAUGAUCAAAACUAAACAUUUCGGGACACUGUCCGCGAGUAUGUGUUAUCGGUCGUGUUUUUGACCUGUGUCGGUUCCUUGCCGGACCAAUUGAAAAGAAAAGAAGAGAGUUAAUCACGUUAGAUUCCAUUCGAGAGAUUGUUUGUGUCACAUGUUUAUAUCGAAGAAGAUUAGGAGCUCGUUUGUAUGACUCCGCGAUUUUUUCCUUUUAUCGCGAAGAUAAGAUAGCUGAGUUCUUUCAAAAGGACGAUGCGAAACGAGUCUUUGCGAUACUGAUAGAUAACGUGUCACAGUCGCAGAUCUCUGGAAAAUAUCUGUUCUUAUUUAGGAUUCUUAUAUAGGAUCCUUAUUGUUUUCUACCGUGAGACAGAUGUGUCGAUAGAGUGUUGUGUUUGAAAGAUUUGUUUGCAAGAAUGGUAAAGAGGAACGGGCUUUGGAAGCUGACACAGCUUCGAGCGUUGAUGAAAAAUGUUUAUACUGGUGGCAGGGAGAAAGGUAUCCAGGCUUUGAUUGUCAAUGGGGAGGAUGCGCAUCAGUCAGAAUAUUCUAGUGAACGGGAUCAGAGGCGACGUUUUAUCAGCGGUUUCCGUGGUUCCUAUGGUACAGUAGUUGUUUUGCCCGAUGCGGCAUUGCUGUGGACAGAUGGAAGAUAUUACCAACAAGCUUUGUCAGAGAUGGACCCGUCUGAGGCCUGGACUCUGAUGAGGGAAGGUCUAUUGGAUACACCUACCAUUGCUGUGUGGCUAGCUUCAAAUUUACCUCCGAAAUCUGUAGUCGGAGCAGAUGCCAAUUUAAUAAGUUAUACUGAAUGGGCGCGACUGCACACGACUCUGACUGCUGCUGGUCAUUCCUUGAUUUCUCUUUCUGAGAACUUAGUAGACAAAGUAUGGGGUGAUGAACAGCCAGCGCGUACAGCCAAUAAGGUGGUCCCACAACCAUUACAAUACUCAGGCCAGAGUACAGGGGACAAAGUAAAAUUAUGUCGCAAAGCAAUGCAAGAAAAUGAUGCGACGGUACUUGUAGUAACCGCAUUGGAUGAGAUUGCAUAUCUGCUAAAUUGGAGAGGGUCCGAUAUACCUUUCAAUCCUGUCUUCUUCGCUUAUGUUAUUCUCACCACGAAAGACUUACAUGUCUUUAUAGAUAAAAGUAGAGUCAGCCAGGAGGCUUUGGAACAACUGAAAAAUGAGGGUGUUCCUCCUAUCAUUCAUGAGUAUGAAGAUAUACAUGCUUAUAUGAAGGAAUUUGUGAGUUCGUUGUCGGAUCAGGAUAAAAUCUGGAUCAGUAAUAAAUCCAGUUAUGCAUUACAUGCCAAUUGCGGCGAUAUCAAGAAACAUACGGAUAUCACACCUAUUAGCAUCAUGAAAUCAAUAAAAAAUGCUGUCGAAGUAGAAGGUAUGAAGUCCUCGCACGCAAGAGAUUCUGUCGCUCUUGUGAAAUACUUCGCUUGGCUAGAAGAUAAGAUCAAAAAUACGAACGAGCGCAUUACGGAAAUCUCGGGUGCGACGCGGCUGGAACAAUUUAGACAGGAACAAGAUCAUUUUGUUGGAUUAAGUUUUACCACUAUAUCAUCUGUUGGUCCUCACGGAGCAGUUAUUCAUUAUGCACCUUCGCCAGAGACUGAUGUACCUAUUACAGAUAAAGAACUUUAUCUCUGUGAUUCUGGUGCACAGUAUAAGGACGGUACGACAGAUGUGACGAGAACAUUUCAUUUUGGAGAACCCACGAAUUUCGAGCGUGAAUGUUUCACCAGAGUCUUCAAAGGGCAAUGCCGACUUUCGACAACAAUAUUUCCCUUCAAGACGAAAGGAAAUUACCUCGACACGUUGGCACGCGAAAGUUUGUGGAGUAUUGGUCUUGAUUAUCUUCAUGGUACUGGUCAUGGAGUUGGAGCUUAUCUUAAUGUCCAUGAAGAACCUAUUGGUAUCUCUUGGAAACCACAUCCGGAUGAUCCGGGUUUACAACCGGGAAUGUUCUUGUCGAACGAACCAGGAUAUUACGAGGACGGAAAGUUUGGUAUUAGAUUGGAAAACGUUGAGUUGGUUGUUCCUGCGAAGACGCCUCACAAUUUCAAAAAUCGAGGUUACCUGACUUUUGAAACUAUGACGCUUGUACCUAUUCAAACAAGUCUGCUUAACAUAUCGAUGCUCACAGAUCAUGAGAUUGAAUAUUUGAAUAAUUAUCAUGCGAAAUGUUUGAAAGUUUUAAAACCUUUCUUACAAGGACCGGAAAACGCUCAGGCACUUAAGUGGCUCGAGAAACAAACUCUUCCUAUUUCUCGUUAAAGAUUUUAUAACAUUGACUUAACACGUUGAGCUGAAUAAAAAAAAUGUUUUGAAAAUAUUAAGUCUGAUCUAAACAGCGAGACAGAAAUAUUCGAAUUUUGAUUAAUAUAUAAAAUUCAUAUAAUUUUGUGUAUAUAGAUGAUUCUGUACAGAAUCAUAACAGAUGUAUUAAGCAAUCUGUCUUAAGAUGAGUGUACAUGAGUGAAUAUGAGUAGCAAAAACAAAAAAUAAUUUUUUUAUGUAAUAUUUUAUAUGAAUCGAAUCUUAACAAACGUUCCGUUUGCAUUUACUAUAUCUUCUUCUCUGAAAUAUUUUCUGAUAUUUAACAAGAUUUGCGUACACUUUUUAUUGUUCACUCAGCGUAUACUUAUCAUCUUUCAAAAGAAAUGUUCUACCACAUGUUGGUCAAACGAUGUUCAAUGUGUCAAGUGAAUCAGAUGUUAUACAAUUUAUUCAUAUCUUUAUAAUGCAAAAACAUGUUAUUUUAAUAAUGAAUGAAGAUUCAAAAUGAUAUUAUGAAUCGAUUGUGUCAUACGAUUUUAUCACGAUAGUUACUAAAAUUACAAGAUAUAUAUAUUUUUUAUAUCCAUUUAUUCUGUCGUUAUGCGUGUAUCAAAACUGAUAUAUGAUAAGAACAAAAAUAAUCUACUUUUUGAAUUAUUCUUAUGAGAACGGUAUUCAAAAAUUAUUAAUUUCAUAAUUUGCAUGCAGUUUAAAAUAUCGCUAACAUUAACGUAUCGAGAUAUUCGCGCAUCAUGAUUCGAAAUUAUAUCCGAUAAUUUAACAUUUUGUUGAUAAAUGUGAAAACAUUAUACAGGCAUUAAACAUAAGAUUUUUAAAAAAUGUCAUAUCAAUAUUAAAUUCAUCAAUGAAAAUACAGAAUUAGUUUAACUGAUGAUAACUAUAAAUAAAUAAUCACGUCCAAAAA